Messenger RNA from Nilaparvata lugens (brown planthopper), 6399 nucleotides. RefSeq names its product paired box protein Pax-6. Bases 792 to 2288 code for a protein of 498 amino acids. Gene Ontology annotation, molecular function: RNA polymerase II cis-regulatory region sequence-specific DNA binding; DNA-binding transcription factor activity, RNA polymerase II-specific. Gene Ontology annotation, biological process: anatomical structure development; regulation of transcription by RNA polymerase II. The transcript has 11 exons. Lineage: Eukaryota; Metazoa; Arthropoda; Insecta; Hemiptera; Delphacidae. The record is from RefSeq and is a predicted model, not a curated record.
GACCGAGUAGUCUGUAGGCACUCACCGGGGACCUAAGUCUAGGGUUGCUGCCUCUCUGCUCCUCUCACGGCGUCGUGCGAUAGUCUCCCAGAACUACUGUUGAAGGCCGACCGACCGACCCCUUCACACGAUCCGUGAUCGCUGGUGUGAACUCGACCGCAGUCAAAAACUAUCGGAGCCGAACAACUACGAUUUUUACGCGACGGUUGACGCAGAGAUUAGUGGCGCUUGAUGCGCCGCGCGAUUUUUAUCAUCGUUCGAUUACGCGAUUCGCGACUAAAAUUCCAAACAUCUCCCUAAAACUACUCCGAAAUCAUCGUUGGAGCACUACAAGUUCCAAAACAAUAAUUUGUUAAUAUUAGACAACACUACAUUUCCCUCCAAAAAUUCGUAAAAACACUAGAAAUUUCCAAGACCCGAAUUUCAUCUCACCUCUAAAAAAUGCUGCAAUCUUCACCUGUCAACUACUGACAUCAACUGAUGUGUUUUGUUGUUGUUGUGGUGCUGCAAGUUUGACAAUAUUCUGUGCGAUUCUUUGUACGUUCCGAAUGACAUCGGUGUUGGACUGUUGACAAAUUCUGGUAGUGUUUUGUUAAGGUUAAGGUAGCUCUACUCAACCACUGACUGCGCAGCUACGCAAAUUUGGAAGUUUGGAUUGCUAGUGAAAAGCUACUAUUGUGGAGAGCCCCGUGAAUUUGAUCGCGGGGGGCGGGGCGGCUGCCAAGACGCUGCUGGGGGCGGGAGUGGGGGUGGCGAGGGACGCCGCCUCCUGUGUGGACGCUUUUUGGAAGAUGCCACACAAAGAGGAUGACCACUGCAGCGGGGCGCAAGCAGCAAUGGCAGCUCAGAGUUCUCUGUUCGGGUGCUCUACGGCCGGCCACUCGGGCAUCAAUCAGCUGGGUGGAGUCUACGUCAACGGACGACCUCUGCCCGACAGCACGCGACAGAAAAUUGUCGAGUUGGCGCAUUCCGGUGCGAGGCCCUGCGACAUUUCACGCAUACUCCAGGUGUCCAACGGUUGUGUGUCGAAAAUACUGGGCAGGUACUACGAGACCGGCUCGAUCAAACCACGAGCGAUAGGUGGUUCUAAACCCCGGGUGGCCACCAACGGAGUGGUCAAGAAAAUCGCCGACUACAAACGAGAAUGUCCGUCCAUAUUCGCCUGGGAAAUCAGGGAUCGCCUCUUAUCCGAAGGAGUUUGCACAAACGACAAUAUACCCAGCGUGUCGUCGAUUAACCGCGUGCUCCGUAACCUGGCCGCUCAGAAGGAGCAACAGGUGUCUGCGCAGAAUGAGUCCGUUUACGACAAACUGCGCAUGUUCAACGGGGCGCACGCGGGGGCGCACGCGGGCGCAUGGGCCUGGUACGGCGGUGCCGCGCCCGCCGCACAUCUCACCCUGCCGCACAACCCGACCGCGACCGCCCUGGUGGGCGCAGGCCAAGUCGCACGCGAUGAACUGCACAAAAGAGCAGGUGAUCUAGUCCACGAGAACACAUCAGACGGCAAUUCGGAGCACAAUUCUUCGGCAGAUGAGGACUCUCAGCUGAGGUUACGACUCAAACGGAAACUGCAGAGGAAUCGAACAUCUUUCACCAACGAACAAAUAGAUAGUCUUGAAAAAGAAUUUGAAAGAACGCACUACCCCGACGUGUUCGCCCGAGAGAGGUUAGCAGAAAAAAUUGGACUCCCCGAAGCUAGAAUUCAGUCGGCACAGGUUUGGUUCAGCAAUCGACGCGCCAAGUGGCGACGCGAGGAGAAGUUGCGCAACCAGCGAGGGGGCCGAGGGGGCUCCUCGGGGGGCACAGGGGGCACCGGUGAAGGGGGCCACAACUCAGCCGCCUCCAGUCCACCUGCGGGUCCAGUUCCGCCCCCACCACCCCGUCUUCCUACCAACUCCACCUUCAACUCUAUGUACUCCAUACCACAGCCUAUGCCCACCAUUGCCGAUACCUAUAGUUCAAUGUCCAGCAGCCUGAGCAGUAUGUCGGCCGGCAGCUGCUUGCAGCAAGGGGGUCGCGGGGAGUAUGGCGCCUACAUGUUCCACCCCCACCACCCGCAUCCCGACCCGCUGCACCAGCUGCAGUCGCAGUACAACUCGCGCUGCGGCCAAGGGGUCACCCCCCAUCCUGCGCAUGCGCACUCAGGCAGCUCCCCCUAUGCGCACAACAGUGCUGCUGCAGCUGCUAAUAGUACCGGAACAGGCGUGAUAUCAGCCGGCGUCUCGGUACCAGUGCAGAUCCCCAGUCAGGCCACAGACCCUCACAGCUACUGGCCUCGGAUUCAGUGAUCCCAGCUGUUCGGGUUCCCGGCCAGUCGUCUGCUGCUCGAGGAACCCGUUCAAGGUCACAUCUAAACUGGAAAGGCCGACCAAAAUCCUCCCCGACGACGCCAAAACACCGCCACAACUCCCCACCAGCUGUGGAAUACUGGAGAAACCUGUUCGACCUCGAAAGUACCCCUAGAAGCUUCACAUCAUCAAGGAAACUACUGGAAAAACUAGUUUAACCUCAAAGGUUUUCCCUGGAGCUUAACAUCAUCAAGGAAAACUUAUUGGAAAAACUAGUUCAACCUUGAAUGUUCUCCCUGAAGCUUCUCAUCAUCAAGGGAAACUACUCCGACCUCGAAGAGUUUUUCCAACCUUCCCAUCAGCUACGGAAAAAUUAUUCGACCUUGAAAAUUUUUCCUACAGCUUCCCAGCAGCUACGGAAAACUGGGAUGAUUUCACCAUUUUUCACCAGCUACAAGAAUCGGUUUCCAUCCUCGAAAAAUCAAGUGUGACGAAGAACUUUCCACAAUCUGCGGAAGAGGUUGUUCUGAAUUCUCCAUCGAGGAACACCCUGAGAAAUACAGUGUGUUUGGCAAAAAACUGUUCAACAGUCUGUGGGGGAUUUUAUACAAUAAAAACUCGAAAACGUUGAGGUUAGAAAUGUGUGAGGGUUUUCAAAAAUAUUUUAUAUACUGUGAAAAAUUUGAGUGAGGUAGGCCGUAAUUUUUCUGGCCUCGUAAUAAUCAGUGAGUGUUGAUGUGCUUGUAUAGUGAUAAACGAUUAUUUAUACAAGGUUUGUGAUCAUGAUAACGAUGAUAGAGCAACAGAAGUAGGUAUUGUAGUUAGUUUUGACUUGAACAUUCUUCAAUCUUCGGAUAUUUUUUUAAAAUACAUUUCGAUAGAGAUGUUUUUAACUGAGAUUGUUUUUUUUUAUUUUUUAUCUUGAAUAACUACGUCAAUCUCAACAUUUUUUGAGAGACGCUUAAUUCAAGAAUGCAUGACCAUGAAAGUUGCUUGAUUUGAAUUUUAACAAGGUGUUGUUUACAAUAUUAAUCUAGAGUGUUUUUCUUCUAGAAGGUUUGACUCCAAUAUUUCAAUGGUUUAAUUAUGCAUUCAUGCAUAUCAUGCAAAUCAUGCAUUUAUAAGAAUAAUAGACUUCUCCGUCUAUCUGAUUAUUAACUAACUCGAAAUUCUCGUUGGGAAUCUUUGUUUUCGUUCCUUGAAUCUUUGAGUUAUCUAUUUUGAAUAUAUUUAAAAUACAAAUUAAUUUCUUGAAAAGAAUGUAUUUGACAAGUACAUUACAAUGGAAGAGCUAAUCAACCCACAAACAUUGGUUAUUCAAUGGGAUUAUGUUGUUAUCUAUGGUGAGUGUUUCUUUACAAUGAAUCAAUUUUAUCAACUUGAUAGCGACAGGGGAAAUUACAAAACUUAGAAAAUAGGUAGUUCUAUUAGUAAAAUAAAAUUCAUCUUAUUAUGAAAACCUUUUUCUCCAAUACAAAACCUAUAAUGAGAACGAUUCCAGAAUGUUCCAGUCAAACAAUACUACAAAAAUAUAGUUAUGAACAUUAACCAAUUAAUAGAGAGUUUGUAAUGAUUGAAUAUGCGUUUAAUAGAAGUAUUUGUGUAAGUCAUUGACGAAAUUAGAGCAAUAAUUCCUGUAUAAUGUACACUCCAUCUUGAAAAUGUAAGUCUUGUGAUAAGCUGUUCUAUACUUCUGUAAGUAAUAAUAAUUAUUAUCUUUACGAAAUAAAUUGAAACUAACUACUGAGCUGCAUUUCUAUCGUAUAGGUUUUUGUGAAGAUAGUUGGAAGGUAUUUUUUUAAUAGUUGAGAUUUGGACAAGAAAUUAUGGGAUGUAAAUGUAAUGAAUGCGUCCAGCUUGAAUGAAUAAUGUGAAACAUUUCCAAUAUUGUAAUAAAGUUUUGAAAAGCCGGUUUUGUUGCUUCGAUUUCGUGAAAAUUUCGGAAACAGGGUCGACAAGAGGGAAAAUUGGGUGAAAAUUCAGAAUUUAAAUCAUAAAUGAUUUUAUUUGAUUUUUUAAAAUUAUAUUACGUUAUGAUUAAUAAUAGAAAAAUGAAGGAGACCUUUUUUAUUGAUGAUAUACAGAUAUUAUUAUUAUUAUUGUAGUGAAUGGCUCAUAUGCGGUAAUGUAUCAUCAUAUCGACAUACUCAAUAAUUCAGUUGAUAAUCACUUAAUCUCUUGGAUGACUUCUUCAACACUUUAGUAAUAAAGUGACAACAAAAUUUGAUAUUUUAUAAUGGUUUUUAGUUUUCUGAUUUAAGAUCUUAAAACUUUGAUUUUUAUAAUGGGUAGGCCUACUCAAUCGGAUUCAAAAUUGUUAAAGUCAGGCACAGUUUUAGUCUAUAUAAAGAGUAUUACUAUAUCUGAUCUGAAUUGUGUGCCAAACAUUUUAUUCUUUGACAAUACAAGCGAAAUAUUGGAAUCGAUUAUUAGUUUAUUUAUGACUGAUGACCAUUUCGGGUUUUUACUUGUGCACAAGUAAUGAGUUGGGAUGAUGGUGAUAAGGUCAAAAAUCCUUCCACUUGGUUGGAUCCAAACCCACAAAUCUUAUGGAAGCUGUUCAUGUCUGAUAGCUUAGGUUGAUGUUGAUAGCCUCUCAACUAUCAGAGUCAGCAAAAAUUUUUUUUUCAUUUAUUUGAAUCGUAAGAACUAUCAGAGACAAGUGAUACUUACACUGUAUUUUCUCUACGGUUCUACCCCGUGAUUAAAAUAUGACAUCCCCAACAAUACAUAAUCCAAUAAUUAAAUUAUACAGAAAAUGCCAAUGAAUGCUUGGAUCUUUUCUUCUAAAAUAAUUGUGAGUCUUAUUGUGUCAAAUCCUACAUUAUAUGAGUACUAUAUUAUGCAAUUUAAUGGAUCAUAUACAUGAAACAUAUUCAAGGAGAUGGUUUUGUAUGUGACUGAACAACCCAAGAAUGUCACACAAUGUAAAAAUAUACGCUUAUUAUUAUAAUUUAUUAUGUAAUCAAUUCACUGAAAUUUGUGCCAGUAUUAUGUUGAUAAAAUACAUUAAUUAAAAACCUUGCAAUUUCUAUUUAUAGUUUAGAGAGGUGACAAACUCAGUAUGGAAUGCAAUAACUGAUUUAUAUAAUAUAUAUAUUUUUUGUGAAUUUAUCCAGUCUGUGAGUAAUGUUUCAUAUUUUUGAAGAAUUAUAGUACGCAAUUCGGCUAGUUUCUAUCAUUAUCUAGGGUGUAUUAUUGGAACGCUAUAUUCAAUACUUCAUUUGAGAUGUCUAAAAAAGAUGUCACGAAUUCAUUUUUUUCCUAAACAUAAUUAAUCUUCCCAUGGAAUAAACUUUUAUGGGAAAUCAGCUACAAAAUAUAUUGUAGCAGAAAUGAUUAGUUUGAAACAUUUACUAGGAAAAACCAGUGUUAUACAGAGCGAUCGAAGAGUCACGCAAAACAAACCCCCACCAUGUUUUGAUGGACAAACUUUUUGAUUUGAAAACAAAACAUUAUUUUGAUUCAGGUUGCAUGAUUUUUCAAUCACACUUCAUAGUCAAUUCAGUAAAUUUUUCAAUAACUGAAAUGUCAGUCAAAAACAAUAAAAACAAUAAUUGAUUGAAAUUACAAAAAUUCGUUGUUUUAUUUUUGCGGGUGAUGGAUAUUUUAAUGAUUGUUGUGAUUUUAAGUUAUAAAUCCAAUCGAUAAAUGAUUGAUUCAUUUUAUUAUGAAACUGUAAUAAAUGAUAUUAUGAUAGCUAAGCAUUUAGUUCAACUGUGUUAUGAAUUCAAAUUUAUGUUUAUCUUUUGUUCUUUGUUUCAACCAAUUUGUUAGUUUGAAGGAAAAGAUGAUAAUAUUAUUGUAACAUUAGCCUAUGCAGCAUACAUGAUUAACAGUAAUUCAUUGAUUGAUUAUUAUUGGAACGUGUGUGUAUAUUAUUGUUUGAUAUGUUGAUAAUAUGAUAUUGAUAAUAAAUCGCAAACGAAAAUAUUGAUUAAGUGGUGAUCUCAUACUUAGAUAGAUGAGAGAUUGAUAACAAUAAUGGAUUGAGUGAGCGAGUUAAAUUAAUCUAGUAAGUUAUUCUUAGUAUUAGGAACCUGUACCUUAUUGUAUGUAUGUGAAAGUUUCUUUGAAGUAUUAUAAAAUAUAUCUACUUUUCAGAAUAGAA